AUGGCGAAGCGGGCCGCCAGCUCCCCACCCGUCUUUAAGGACAUCCGCAUUUACAUCCGCAGCAAGCAGUUCAGUCCCCCUCGGCGCAGCCCAGCGCCCGAGAUGUCCGACGGUCCCCCGCCCAUGGCGCGCGCUGCCUGCGGCAGCGAGGAGCACUACACGUUCGACCCCGAGUGCUCCGCCCUUUCGAGACCGUGCGGGAAGCACGGGGGCAUCCGCCCCGACGGGCGGCCCGUCGACCCCGUGGACCUCGGCGGCUCCACCGAUGAGGAGGACCAGGCCCCCACGAGCCAGAGCGUCGGCAUGUUCGCGGAGACGUUGCCUGGCAUGCCCGCAUUCGCCUCCGUCGGAGCCACGCCGAUCGAGGGGGGGGCGGCAUCGGCUCGCGACUUCAUCCAGCGCCGCUGCGCAGAGGUCGCGGCCGCGCGGGCCGCCGGGAGCGACAGUGCCGCUGAGGAGGUGAAGCCCGCUGGGGAGGUGACGCCCGCUGAGGAGGUGAAGCCGCCCGCCAGGAGCGGCGGCGGCGCCGGCGCCGCUGAGGAGGUGAAGCCCGCUGAGGAGGUGACGCCCGCUGAGGAGGUGCAGCCGCCCGCUGAGGAGGUGACGCCCGCUGAGGACGUUGGAGGGCGCCCGCGCUCGGGGGCGCGCGGGCAGCCGCUUCGGAAGGGGGGCGAGGCGGCGCCGCCCUCGCCCGCGCUGGCGGCGCGAUGUGGCCGCGCCCGCGCCCGCGCCCAUGCGCCCGCGCGCACGCUCGCCGACGGAGUGGCGGCCGCGCGGGAUCGCACGCGGUCCCCGAUCUGCUCUCCGACGGAGUCGGCUGCCCCCCCGACGCCCAGCACCGUCGCGGGCGCCCCGCUGGGCGUCGCUGGCGAUCCCACUCCCGCAACUCCGCUGGGACAGACGGGCGCGCCUCCCCCCGCGCCUCAGCCCCAGGCAGACAUCGAGAACACGUUCGCACAGGCGCUGGAUAAUCUCUCGUCGCUUGGCGAUGCCAGCGCCUGGGACCGCGGGAGGGCCGCAGUGUCGGCAUUGGCGAAGAUGCUGUCGCAGGUCAGGGAGGGUGACGACGCGGCUAGGUUGGCCGAGCUCGUGAUGAUCGCGCAGGGCGAGGUGGCCUGCAGGGAUGCCAAGCGCCACGAGGCAGCCGACGCAGCGGCAGGCAUGACAGUCCAGCCGCCCCAGAGGCUGCAGAUCCCUGUGCUGGCCCCAGUGGCAGGCGCGACCGCUCCCGCCAUGUCGGCGGCGCCCGUGGUCGCGCCGACGCCCCCGCAGCCCGCGGCCAUCCCGACGCCGAAGCAGCACCUGGCGGCGCACGGCAUCAUCCCAGAGCCCGCGUCCUGGGCCGACGGCAGGAGGAGACGCUGGAAGUCGGAGCUGCUGCAGUCGCCACCGAGUGAUGAUGAGGAGGAGACGCCGUGCCUGCCCCAGUUUCGAGCUGGAGCCGAGGCGGAGACCCCGUGCAAGCUGGGGCCAUGGCAUUCGACGUCAACGGAGGUCUACCCGCCCGCUCGCGGGCUCAAGGUGCCGCCGCCCGCCGCCCCCGUGUCCAGGGUCGAUCGGCUCCUCCAGCGGAUGUCCCCGAUCGAGGACGUCACGGAGACCCCCUUCCCCGCGGUGUACGACGCUGCCAAGGACAGAACGGGGCUGGGGGACAACAUUCCCUCGCAGGUGGUGGACGGCAUCACGGCAGAGGACAUCGCCACGGCAUGCCGCUUCAAGGCCAGCCCCGUGGCCACUGCCGUGCCAGCCAGCUCGCUGCUGGGCAAGGUGUCCCCCGCAGUCGGCGGCGGCGACGUCGCUGGUGGCAGCGCCCCAGCGGUGCUGGACGUCAAGGUGCCAAGCGACGUCAUCUACAAGCAGGACGUGCUGGACGAGCUCAGCCGCGCGCAGCGCGCUAUUCAGAUGGGUGCUGACGCGCUGUGCGCGGAUGCGCUCCAGGACAAGCUGAAGAACUUCUACGGCCUCGGUGUGAUGAGCAACCUUCGGGCGCUCCAGCACGGCGACGCAGGUCCCGAUGGCCAUGGCGAUGCGUCUGCCGACGCCGCUGAGAAGCGGGCGAAGAAGAUGGCGGAGGAGGAGGAGAUGUGGGAGGAGCUGAAGCGCGGCAGUUUCAUGUUCCAGACGCGGGGCGAGAAGAUAUCGUCGAUGUGGAACCGCGCGCUGGCGGCCGACAGCAAACUCAAGGAGGACUACAAGAACACGCUCGGCCUCCCGAACAAGGCCAAGUUCAGGGCCGACUGGGGCGAGAAGCGCUACAAGCAGUUCUGGGAGAGGCGCUCGAAGACGACGACGAACAGAAAGUCGGAGAAGCUGAGUGGGAAGUACCUGGCGCUGGCCAGGAUCGCCCACAAGGAGGGGGGAGGGAAGGACGGGCUCAAGGCGGCCACCACGUACGCGACGAAUUGUAUCAUCCUGGGCAAGCACUGGGUGAAGUGGGACUCAAUGACGAACACGCUCAAGUUCUACUACGUCGAGCACGAGAUCUCGGACGAGUACGUCACGGCCUGGACGGCGCAUGAGGAGUGGUGCAAUGCGCCGCAGCCUGUCCAGGACGCCCUCUGCCUCGAGGGCGGCGGCGCGGCAGGGCCAUCAGCGAUGACGGCUGACGGCAGCGAUGGUGCAUCGACGUGCGGCGGUGCACUCGCCAAGGCGAAAGCCAAGGCGAAGGGCAAGGCUGCUGCAGUCAUGAGGAGGCCCGCUGCAGCCCAUCGCGAUGAUGAGGCGGAUGAGGAGGCGGCGCUGGUUGACACGACGGCGCCCGAGGCGGGGGAGCUUGAGGAGGCGGGGGGCGCCUGUGAGGAGGCUGGUGAUGACGACGACGGCGAGCCCCCAGUCAAGCGAGAGAAGACGUCCCUCGACGUCGCGAUGGCCGACUUCAAGAAGGAGAAGUCGUUGUUCCGCGGGCUCAUGCAGCAGACCUCCACGACGUUGGACCUCAUCGAGUCGAACUCGGAGCGGGACUGGGCCAAGAACGAGCAGAACCGCGGGGCGCUGGAGAGUGCCCGGCAGACGGUGCAGACAGCGGUGAACAGCGCUGCGGCCUUGAAGGAGCUCUUGGCCGUCAACGACUACGGUGACAUGAAGGCCCGCAUCGGCGCGAGCCAGCUGGAGGUGAACUUUCAGAAAGGGGCCACGGCGCUGAAGGAGCCGCUCAAGAACCUGCAGACGGCGGUGUCGAGGAUCCUGCGCAUGCACAAGCAGACGCUCGAGCAGAUCAAGAAGCAGACGAGCAAGGCGGGCAAGCGGCAGCGCCAGUCAGCCUGA
Molecule: messenger RNA, 3264 nt
Organism: Prorocentrum cordatum
Lineage: Eukaryota; Dinophyceae; Prorocentrales; Prorocentraceae
Source: the annotation of a GenBank genome assembly